AACACUUGAGAAUUGAAACUAAUAGUAAGUCUGCCAUGACCAUGAGAAACAUCAAAACCGUCUAUGUCUAACUUUGGUCCUGAUACUAAAUUCCGAGUAAUCUCAGGAAUAUAUAAGGUAUCAUAAAGUUUAAUACAUAAACCAGUUUUCAUUAUUAAUUCUAAGGUUCCCACGGCUUCGACAGCUAGUUCUGUUCCAUUCCCCAGCUUAAGUGUUCUUCGGUUUCUUUCCAGCUUCUGGAUUGUAAGGAAUCCCUGAAGGAUCCUCACCUAUAUAAACACCCAUGUAUACAAUUAUUCAGUUGAGUUGGAUUAUUAAAAUCAACAUGGUAUCAGAGCACAAAGAUCCUAACCUCUCUCUUCCUUUCCUGCGCUAAUCACCGAAAAAAAAUCGGCAGAGCCGGUCUCUCCACUGCCGAUCACGCCGUGCACAGCCAUGGCUUCUACCUCGUCUGAUCCUAUGGAUCGUCUUCCUACGGGUCUCAAGUUGUUUGUCCGGAAUCUCCAAUCCCUAACCCUGGUCAAGCUUGAUGACACCAAUUAUCCCUCUUGGUCGGCUACCGUCCGUGCAAAUCUCCUCGCUCAUCGUCUUCUCGGCUACGUGGAUGGGUCUGAAUCGUCUCCUCCGUCUUUUGUCCUUGAUGAGAAGGCUGCGGCAUCUGGCAAGGAUCAACCGCCGGUCAUGAAACCAAAUCCGGCCUAUGAAUCCUGGAAUAUUAUUGAUGCUCAGAUUCGGGCCUGUCUCCUUGCUAUUGUCUCACCCACGGUUCAAACACAUAUUCAUGUUCUUCCCACCUCGGCUGCAAUCUGGAAUCUUCUAGAACAACGGUACAACUCUCUUUCCCGAACUCAUAUUUUUCAACUGAAGGAGCGCCUACAUGGUGUUACAAAAGGGAUCGAUUCGAUGCAAUCCUAUUUGGACACUGUUCUCACGAUUGUGUCGUCUCUCAAACUGGCUCAUGAAGAAAUUUCUAAACAAGAUAUUAUUCUCUGUGUUCUUCGCGGUCUACCGGCCGACUAUGCCUCCCUCAAGCAAAAUAUUUGCACCAAUAUUGCCACUGUCACAUUUAAUCAGGUCUCCUCUUGGUUGCUGUCUGAAGAAUUGAACUUAUCUUUUGAGAAGAAAUUAUCUCUGGGUGACUUCGGCUCUACUUCGUCCGUUGACAUUCAUAAUGCUCUUUUCACUAAUUCCGGACGAGGCAAUGGUAGAGGUUGUGGCCGAGGACCACCGCGAGGCCGAGGAGGGCCUUACCGUGGCAGUCAACCCGGCGGCAGAGGAGGACGGCAGCCGCAGUAUCGUGACGACACCCGCGGCAGAGGAGGUGGUCGAGGGGUGUCCGUUACCUGCCAGUUGUGUGGGAAACAUGGCCAUGCGGUCUGGAAUUGUUGGCACCGCUAUGACGAAUCAUACACUGGUCCACCGCAGGCAUAUUAUGCAAAUCAAUCCGCUGAGUCUGGUUCGAACUAGCACCUGGACACUGGCGCAAACACUCAUGUGACGUCUGAUCUAUCUCGGCUGAAUUCUAUGUCACCAUAUCAUGGCACCAACUCCAUCACAACUGCGGGAGGUAACACCUAUCCUAUUGACCAUACAGGCUCAGGUAUAUUAACCACACCCCAUCAUAAUUUUCACCUAUCCAAUCUCCUUCAUUCUCCUCACAUUAAUUCCCAUCUCCUUUCUGUUCACCAAUUUACUAAAGAUAAUAACUGCUCUCUUCUUUU
Molecule: messenger RNA, 1721 nt
Organism: Cuscuta campestris
Lineage: Eukaryota; Viridiplantae; Streptophyta; Magnoliopsida; Solanales; Convolvulaceae
Source: the annotation of a GenBank genome assembly